AUGUCUCAACAAAAGUCAGCUAUCCUCUCCGUCUAUGACAAGACCGGACUGCUUGACCUGGCCAAGGGCCUGGCCAAGAACAAUGUCCGUCUGCUCGCCUCCGGUGGCACUGCCAGGAUGAUCCGUGAGGCAGGAUUCCCUGUCGAGGACGUCUCUGCUAUCACCCAUGCUCCCGAAAUGCUUGGUGGCCGUGUCAAGACCCUCCACCCCGCUGUCCACGGUGGUAUCCUCGCUCGCGACAUUGAGUCCGAUGAGAAGGAUCUGGCCGACCAGAAGAUCGCGAAGGUCGAUUUUGUUGUUUGCAACCUUUACCCCUUCAAGGAGACCGUCAACAAGGUCAAUGUCACUAUCGAAGAGGCCGUCGAGGAGAUCGAUAUCGGCGGUGUGACCCUCCUCCGUGCUGCGGCCAAGAACCACGCUCGCGUCACCAUCCUUUCCGACCCUCAGGACUACCCUGAGUUCCUCAAGGAGCUCGAUGCCGGCGAGAUUACCGAGUCCAGCCGGAAGUUGUAUGCCCUCAAGGCCUUCGAGCACACCGCAGACUACGACACUGCCAUCUCUGGUUUCUUCCGUAAGCAGUAUGCGGGCAACGGUGAGCAACACAUUGCUCUGCGUUACGGUACCAACCCCCACCAGAAGCCUGCUUCGGCAUACAUGCUCCAGGGCAAGCUUCCAUUCAAGGCCCUGAACGGCUCUCCCGGUUACGUCAACCUGCUUGACGCUCUCAAUGCCUGGGCUUUGGUCAAGGAGCUCAAACAGGCACUGGGCUACCCCGCUGCGGCUAGCUUCAAGCAUGUUUCCCCCGCUGGUGCUGCCGUCGGUGUGCCCCUGAACGAGAAGGAGCGUAAGGUCUACAUGGUUGAUGAUAUCGCUGGUAUCGAGACUUCUGGUCUGGCUCAGGCUUAUGCUCGUGCCCGUGGUGCCGACCGCAUGUCCAGCUUCGGUGACAUCCUCGCUCUCAGUGACGUUGUUGAUGUACCCACUGCCAAGAUCAUCUCGCGUGAGGUUUCGGACGGUGUCAUCGCCGCAGGCUACUCUCCUGAGGCUCUUGAGAUCCUCUCCAAGAAGAAGGGUGGCAAGUACCUCGUGCUCCAGAUGGACGAGUCCUACGUUCCUCCAGCCGAGGAGACCCGUACUUUGUACGGUGUUCAGCUCUCUCAGCACCGCAACGAUGUGGUGAUCUCUCCCCAGAAGACCUUCAGCACCAUCGUGACUCCUAAGGACCUCCAGAGCCUUCCUGACUCUGCUUUGCGGGAUCUCACUGUAGCCACCAUCGCUCUGAAGUACACUCAGUCCAACUCUGUCUGCUACGCCCUCAACGGCCAGGUUGUGGGUCUGGGUGCUGGCCAGCAGAGCCGUAUCCACUGCACUCGCUUGGCCGGUGACAAGGCUGAUAACUGGUGGAUGCGCUUCCACGACCGUGUCCUCAACAUUAAAUGGAAGAAGGGCACUAAGCGUGCUGACAAGGCCAACGCCAUUGACUUGCUCUGCUCGGGUAACACCCCUCGCAACGAUGCAGAGAAGGCCGAGUACGAGCGUGUCUUCGAAGAAGUCCCUACUCCAUUCACUCAGGAGGAGCGGGAAUCCUGGCUCGAGAAGCUGAGCGAGGUUGCCGUCUCGUCCGAUGCUUUCUUCCCUUUCAUCGACAAUGUUUUCCGCGCAGCCCGCUCCGGCGUUAAAUACAUCGCUGCUCCCAGCGGUAGCCAGAACGAUGGCCCUGUCUUCGAGACUGCGGAGAAGCUUGGCAUUGUUUUCGUCGAGCAGGGUACUCGUCUCUUCCACCACUAG
Molecule: messenger RNA, 1788 nt
Organism: Aspergillus oryzae RIB40
Lineage: Eukaryota; Fungi; Ascomycota; Eurotiomycetes; Eurotiales; Aspergillaceae
Product: phosphoribosylaminoimidazolecarboxamide formyltransferase/IMP cyclohydrolase
Exons: 4
Coding region: 1-1788 (595 amino acids)
Biological process (GO): 'de novo' IMP biosynthetic process
Cellular component (GO): cytosol
Molecular function (GO): IMP cyclohydrolase activity; phosphoribosylaminoimidazolecarboxamide formyltransferase activity
Source: RefSeq, a predicted model, not a curated record